Molecule: messenger RNA, 1060 nt
Organism: Pezoporus flaviventris
Lineage: Eukaryota; Metazoa; Chordata; Aves; Psittaciformes; Psittacidae
Gene: ADTRP
Product: androgen dependent TFPI regulating protein
Exons: 6
Coding region: 278-979 (233 amino acids)
Cellular component (GO): membrane; endomembrane system
Source: RefSeq, a predicted model, not a curated record
AUCUUUGCUAAUCUUGAGAAGGCAUUUAAAUCUGGUGAAUAAGCCGCUUCUUCUCCCCCCUUGCUCCCCCAGCCUGUCUGUACAGUGAAAAGGGAAACAAACAGAAGCAAAGUUCACAGCCUUGUGAUUAUUCCUUUCAACGAGAGCAAAGUGGCAACGUGUUCUGAGCCAGCUCUGAAGUAAACCCUCCUGUCCUGCCAUUUCCCAUGAACAGUGACUGAGGACCUUAAGAGAAAAGCUGCUUUUAGACUGAUUAUCACUUGCUCUUAGCUAAAGCAUGGAAAUCUCUACUCUUGCAAUGUACCAUUGCCUUGCUUUUGUCUGGUAUUCUUUCAUUGCCUAUUCAAUCACAAACAUAAGAACAGAAGAGCGGCCAUCUGAAGUGUUCUUUUAUGGUGGGCAGUGGAAAUAUUUGACAGUCCUCAAUCUGGUUUUGCAGGCUGUCUUCUAUGGGGUGUCCUUGCUGGCUGAUAUGUUGAGACUAAUUAAGAAACUGCGAUGUGCUAAGUGUGUAAUUUCCAGCAGAGACCUUCUUUUCAGUGUCCUGGCUUUCCCACUGUCCACAUUUGUGUCUAUAUCCUUUUGGACACUGUAUAGCUACAAUCGAGAGCUGGUUUACCCCAAAAGCCUUGAUGGAGUCAUCCCACUCUGGUUAAAUCACGCUAUGCACACAGCUAUAUUGCCAUUUGCUGUCCUGGAACUCCUUGCCUUGCCCCACCGUUACCCAGCAAAGAAGAAGGGAUUGAUCCUAUUGGGAUUUGUCAGCUUUCUGUAUAUCAGCUGGGUCCUGUGGAUUUAUUCUGUAACAGGAGAGUGGGUAUAUCCGCUCUUUGCUUUGUUCAGCCCAGCCGGGCUCGCAGCCUUCUUUGCCGUUAGCGUUGCCAUCAUCAUCUCUUUCUACAACUUCGGGGAGUUCCUCAACAGCAUUAUAUGGGGAGAUUCAAUAGUAAUACUGGACUACAGGCAGAAAGGCAAGUGAAUCCUCCUCUUAGAGCCAAACAAUCUCUCCAUGAACACUGAAGCCAUGAAGUAGAGGAAAAUAAAUGCAGCUGUGAUAAAU